UUAAUACAAUCUCUAGUUUUGCUAAAGAUUUUGCUAAUACAAUAAUAAUAAAUUUACAAAAUACAGCAUUAUAUAAUACUAAGUGUAUUUUUGAUUUUAAACAAGUUCUAACAACUAUGCAACAAAUAAGCACCUUUAGUGAAAUAAAAAUUAAAUAUCUAACUAAAUAUUAUGGGGAGGAUCAAAAUGAAAAUA
Messenger RNA from Racocetra fulgida, 195 nucleotides. The record is from the annotation of a GenBank genome assembly. NCBI's taxonomy places the organism in Eukaryota, Fungi, Glomeromycota, Glomeromycetes, Diversisporales, Gigasporaceae.